Erpetoichthys calabaricus (reedfish) is the source of this 1975-nucleotide messenger RNA. Its product is annotated as tripartite motif-containing protein 16-like. The transcript has 6 exons. Bases 271 to 1941 code for a protein of 556 amino acids. Gene Ontology annotation, molecular function: zinc ion binding; protein binding. The record is from RefSeq and is a predicted model, not a curated record. NCBI's taxonomy places the organism in Eukaryota, Metazoa, Chordata, Cladistia, Polypteriformes, Polypteridae.
ACUGAUGUGAAUGAAUCUUUAGCAGACCCCCUGUGACAGGUCAUCUCUUCUGUCACUUUGUGGUCUUCACUCUCUGAGCUCCUGUCUCACAUUAACUGUUCACCCUCAGUGUCUCCUCAGAUGUUCUCUCUGUGAGCUCUCAGCUUUCUCUUUAAAUCUCCUCCUCCUCCUCCUCACUGAUCACAGCCAAACUUUCACUUUGGUUUCUUCACAAGUCACUUCCUUGUUUAUCUGACUGAUUCUCUCUGUCUGCCUCUCCUCAGACUAACGAUGGCUGAAGCCCUGCUGUGUGGAUCACAGGACGAGUUCACCUGCUCGGUGUGUCUGGACACCCUGACUGACCCCGUCACCAUCCCCUGUGGUCAUAAUUUCUGUCUGAAGUGCUUAACAAACUACUGGGAUCAGAGCCAAGAGUGCAGCUGUCCUCAGUGCAGACACACCUUCACCACAAGGCCUGAGCUGAACAGAAACACUCUGCUGAAUGAAGUCAUCAAGAAAUUUAAGAGACCAAGACUCAGUUUUCAUCCGUCUCAGAGUUUUGCCGGUGUUGGAGAUGUGGAGUGUGACUUCUGUACCGGGAAGAAGUUCAGAGCGGUGAAGUCCUGUCUAACCUGCCCGGCCUCCUACUGUCAGACUCACCUGCAGCCCCACUAUGAAAUAGCAGCCUGCAAGGGACACAAGCUGGUUGAUCCUGAUAGAAAUCUGAAGGAGAAACUCUGUAAGAAACAUCAGAAAAGUCUGGAAUUGUUUUGUAAAACUGAUCAGACGUGUAUCUGCAUGAUGUGUGGAAUGACUGAACAUGAUGGUCAUGAAAAGGUCGAGCUGGAGACAGAAAGAGAAGAAAAACAGAAACAGCUGGGGGCGACACUGAGUGAAGUUAGGAGGAGACUUGAGAAGAAAGAGAAGAAAAUGAAGGAGACAAGGAGGACAACAGAACAGAUGAAGAUCUCUGUAGAAAGAGUUAUGGUGGAACAUGAUAAGAACUUCACUGCUCUGAUACGGUGCAUUGAGGAAGCCCACAAGAAACUGACUGAGAGGAUCAGAGAACAAGAAAAGAGAGAAAUGGAGACGGCUGAAGGAGUCAUGGAGCAACUGGAGAAGGAGAUUGAAGCGCUGAAGAGGAGAGAAGCUGAGCUGAAGGAGCUUUCAGAGACCAAGGACCAUCUCCACUUCACUCUGUCAUCUCGCUGUGUCCUUCUUGCUGAUGAAGACUCACUCAACUUGACUGUCACGGCUGACUUUUCUUCUGAGGACCUGCUAAAGGAGCUGUCAGGUCUGAUAAAGUGUCUGGAGAAGAUCAGCCAGUGGGACAUCCUGCCUUUCACUCCAUCAGGUCAUGAAGCUCCAAUCUUCACCCUGCAGCCUCCUGAACCUCAGAGCAGAGAGGAGUUUUUACAAUACUUCUGUCCCCUCAUACUGGACAUCAACACGGCACAUAGAGGCCUCCGUCUGUCUGAAGGGAACAAGAAGGUGACACGUGAGGGGAGAAAAGUCGAAUAUCCUGAUCAUCCUGAUAGAUUUGACUACUGGCGCCAAGUUCUGUGCAGAGAGGCUCUGACUGGGACUCGCUGUUACUGGGAGGUGGAGUGCAGUGGACGUGACCUGAUGAUUGGAGUCGCAUAUAAAGGACUGAGCAGGAAAGGGCGGGGUGUGGAGUGCCUCCUGGGAUACAAUGACAUGUCCUGGUGUUUGCAGUGUUCUCAUUCCCAGUACUCUGUGUGGCACAAUAACAAGAGGACUGUAAUCAGCACCCCCUACAUCCCCAGAAUUGGUGUGUAUCUGGACUGGCCUGCUGGCUCUCUGUCAUUUUAUAGCGUCUCACACACAAUGACCCUCCUGCACAGGUUCAACACCUCCUUCACCGAGCCCCUCUAUCCAGGGUUUGGGUUUGGUCCUGACUGCAGUGUAACAAUCAGCCAUCUGACACCAUGUGACCACUGACCAGUACCCUCCCUGGUCACUCGAUGUCCACACA